Messenger RNA from Filobasidium floriforme, 3975 nucleotides. Its product is annotated as sodium-potassium ATPase. Lineage: Eukaryota; Fungi; Basidiomycota; Tremellomycetes; Filobasidiales; Filobasidiaceae. Bases 374 to 3796 code for a protein of 1140 amino acids. Gene Ontology annotation, cellular component: membrane. Gene Ontology annotation, molecular function: ATP hydrolysis activity; P-type sodium:potassium-exchanging transporter activity; ATP binding. The record is from RefSeq and is a predicted model, not a curated record. Gene Ontology annotation, biological process: intracellular potassium ion homeostasis; intracellular sodium ion homeostasis; proton transmembrane transport. The transcript has 21 exons.
ACGGGUUAUUAUUCCUGUCGACGGAGGGAUACAUGUGCUGCCACCACCUCCCUGACAUCUACCAUCCAGGGGUUGAUGCAUGACAGUACGCAAUAUACGAGCGUCUGGACGUCUGGCCAUUGGUCGCUCAAAUCCCUCAGCCAAAAUGCAUAGACGUCAAAUCGUCCGUGUGCUGCCAUCUGUACGAGGAAAAGAUGGUCCACCGUGAGGAAAGACCUGAUUGAUACGAUGGGUACAACGAAGACUGGGAUGGUAUAAAGAGGGGCAGGGGGAGUUGGUGCUUGGUGCAUGACCGAGGGUAGGAAGAUGAACAUCACAUCAAUCCACCUCGCAUACUCAAUCCUCAAGCACAGCGAAUCUUACCAGAUCAAAGAUGCCCGAAUCCAAAGCCUCAUUCGACGGAGAGUCCGAUCUAAAGGACCCCGACCUGUUAUCUAGGACCGAAUCCGCUACUUCCGAAGGACCUUACACUCCCGUCCGAUCCGUCGUGCUCAACUCUUCAGCUCCCUACCCUCAUCGCGGACGGAGGCACCAGAGGUCGUUGACUAUCCACGAAAAUGUCACCGAAGGUUACGAUGGCGAACAUCGAGGCCGCGAUCUCAGGAUCCAGCGGACCAACUCGAUCAGCCUCGCUACGGGGCCUAUGAAGGGUGACCGUGAGGCGAGGACGGUCGCGGAUUUCCGAACUCUAAGUUUAGGAGUCAAGGAUACUCAGAGGAGCGAAGUACUCGGUGAUGCUCAACGACGUGGAAAGAAGGAAGUCAAAGACCUUGCCACCCUCGACCACCACACCUUGUCCAUCGACGAACUCCUCCGUCGUUUCUCCACCAGCGGAACUCAAGGUCUCGACUCUGUCCAAGCUAAACGUCGAUUGGGUGAAAACGGUCCUAACAAGCUCAGUCCGCCUCCGAGGAACCUCUUGAGAAAGUGGCUUACCUACGUCUUCGGAGGUUUCGGGUCUUUGCUCUUCACCGCUUCGGUCUUGUGCUUCAUCGCUUGGCGACCCUUGGGAGACCCUGCACCGGCUGUUGCGAACUUGGCUUUAGCGAUCGUAAUCCUCGUCGUGAUCGUCGUUCAAACCGCCUUCAAUGCUUGGCAAGAUUAUUCCACUGGGAGGGUUAUGAACUCGAUCAGUGGCAUGUUGCCGUCCAGCGUCCAAGUCAUUCGGGACAGUGUCGAGCAGGAGAUUUUGGCUCAAGACCUUGUUCUUGGCGAUAUCGUCCUGCUCCGACUCGGUCAGAAGAUCCCAGCCGAUUUGCGUUUCAUCACCGUCUCUUCGGAUUUCAAAGCGGAUCGUUCGAUCUUGACUGGAGAGAGCUUGCCUAUCCCCGGGACGACCGAUUCCACCGAUGCCAACUUUUUGGAGACCAAAAAUAUCGGUCUACAAGGUACUCUCUGUGUCAGCGGGAGUGCUACGGGUGUGGUGAUUCAGACUGGUGACAGGACUGUCUUCGGCCGUAUCGCCCAACUAUCGAGCAAGGCCAAAGCGCACGGCUCAACCACUUUGCAAAAGGAAAUCUACCGAUUUGUCCUGAUCAUCGCGUCCAUCGCCCUGACCUUGGCCUUGACGGUGAUCAUCGUUUGGGCAGCUUGGCUCAACAAGAAGCACAAGGGGUUCAUCUCGGUUGCUGCUCUCGUGAUCAAUGUGGUCUCAGUAAUGGUUGCCAUGAUACCCGAGGGAUUGCCUGCAAGUAUUACCAUGUCGCUGGCUAUCGUCGCAAACAGUCUCGCUCGCAAGAAGGUUCUUUGUAAGAGCCUGAUGACUGUCGAAACUCUCGGUGCAUGUGAUACGCUGUUGAGCGACAAGACCGGCACUCUGACCCAGAACAAGAUGACAGUCGUCAACGCCGCCAUACUCGACGAUCAGUUUUCGGUGCUUCAAGCUCGUGACUCAUUGGCGACCAAAGACGAGCGGUGUCACGGAGUCAGGCAGCUUGCCGCCAUCGCUGGAAUCUGCAAUGAAGCGACCUUUGACGCCUCGAGCAAAGGAGAGCCUGCAGAGCUUCGCAAAGUCAACGGAGAUGCGACCGACUCGGCUAUCCUCCGGUUUGCGGAAAUCCUACGUCCUGUCCAGGACAGCAAAAGCGAGUGGCGCGAGGUGUAUGGAACUUCAUUCAACUCGAAGACCAAGCAUAUGGUCAAGCUGUUGAGUCUCGAGUCGGCUGGCGAGCAUCCAGAGGCCUUGCUCGCUGAUGCGACCGACUUCGAAGCGAAAGACUACGUGCUAUUAGUCAAAGGAGCUCCGGACGUACUCUUGACCCGCUGUUCUCGGAUCCUGAUGCCAGGUCAAGCUCAAUCGGUGCCGUUGACCGAUGAGCUCAAGAAGCGACUGACCGGUGUCCAGGAAGCUUGGGCUGGACAAGGCCAACGCGUGUUGCUACUCGCAAAGAGGAUAAUCCGCCAAGCCGAAGUUCCCCAAGAGCUGUUGCGAUCGGAACAAUUUCCCGAUCAUGUCAACAUGCACAUCAACAUCGACUUGACUGUGGUCGGUCUGGUAGGCCUUGUCGACCCACCCAAAGCGGACAUUCCAGACACGAUCAAGAUUCUCCGGGGUGCCGGUAUCCGGGUUUGUAUGGUGACCGGUGAUUUCGCUUUGACUGCUGUCGCCAUCGCCCGGCAAUGUGCCAUCGUGACAAACCCGGGCCGAUGUCAUGGGCUGGCCGACCUCGCACGAAACUUCGACACCAGCAAGAUCGACCGAUUUGACAUUGAUGAUCUCAGCAAUUGCAAGAGCUUGGUGCUGUCGGGCCCGGAUCUGAUGAGCAUGGACGAGUCGCAAUGGGAGCAAGCGCUUACCGGAUACGAGGAGAUCGUCUUCGCCAGAAUGACGCCCGAGAUGAAGUUGCGAAUUGUGAAGGAACUCCAGAAUAGGGAACACAUCGUCGCAGUCACUGGUGAUGGGGUCAAUGAUGCACCCGCCCUCAGCCAAGCCGAUAUCGGAAUCGCGAUUGGCGGCGGCUCCGAUGUCGCGAUGGAAAGUGCAGACUUGAUUUUGCUCGAAUCAUUCUCAUCCAUUGUCGUCGCGGUCGAAUACGGUCGUCUAGUCUUUGACAACCUGAAAAAGACCGUCACCUACCUUUUACCCGCCGGAUCCUUCUCCGAGUUGAUGCCCAUCCUGCUCAACGUAUUCCUUGGUCUACCGCAGGCCCUCUCUUCCAUUCAAAUGAUCCUUAUCUGUGUUGUGACCGACGUCUUCGCGGCGGUUGCGCUCUGUUUCGAAAAGCCAGAGGUCGGACUGCUCACGCGAAAGCCCCGAAACGUAAAAACGGAUCGACUGGUCGAUUGGAAACUGUUGCUCCACGCUUACGGAGUCCUUGGAGUGCUCGAGUCACUGUGCGCUAUGAGCAUGGCGUUCUGGUACCUAGAACGAAAUGGCGUGCCUUUCAAGGAUAUCGUCGCCGCUUAUGGUGGCUUCCGAGGAGGACUCAAUAGCGAUUUCGUCACCGAACAAGUCUACAAGGCUCAGAGUGUCUACUUUUUCACGCUGGUGAUUAUGCAAUGGGGAAACCUUUUGGCCACCCGAACACGCCGCUUGUCCUUGUUCCAGCACCCCUUUAUCGGCAACCCGAGGACGAGCAACAAGUACAUCAUCCCUGCCAUGAUUGCAGGAUUGGCAUUCUGCUUCUUCUUCAGCUAUGUGCCGUUUUUCCACAAUACUUUCCUUACCAGGGGUGUCCCUGUCGAGCACAUCUUCCUUCCAUUCACUUUCGCGAUCUUUAUCGUAUUGCUCGACGAAGCUCGAAAGUAUUGCGUCCGCACCUACCCUACCGGGUUCCUUGCGAGGAUCGCUUGGUAGACGGCGUUCGCUACAGUGAUUCGUUCUCGCUUGGACCGUGCCUCUCGUAGAGCAUGCGCAUAGAGCCUGUUCCGUACCGCGAUGUAUCCUAGGUCUCCGUUGUACAUCUUAGUCGUAUACCCUUAUACCCAUGCUUUUGACCGGAAACGUACGCUUGAGGGGAACACAAUGAGGGAAGG